AUGCCAGGCCUGGCUCUCCUGGGCCUUGCGGCUGUCCUGGGCGUCAGGGCAGGGGCCCCGCUGUGCCUGUCCCGGCAGCUCAGCCAGCCAGGGGACUACAUGCUGGGGGGCUCUUCCUCCCUGGGCUCAGCUGAGGAUGCCUUGUCCCCUGGGCUGCUCUGGGCACUGGCCACGAUGAUGGCCGUGGAGAAGAUCAACAGCGGGUCCACCCUGAUCCCCAGGCUGCGCCUCGGCCACAACCUCUUCGACACGUGCUGGGAGCCCGUGGUCGCCGUGAAGCCCAGCUUGGUGUUCACGGCUAAGGCCAGCAGCCGCAGCAUCGCUGCCUACUACGAUUAUACGCAGUACCAGCCCCACGUGCUGGCCGUCAUUGGGCCCCACUCGUCCGAGGUCGCCCUGGUCACCGGCAAGUUCUUCAGCUUCUUCCUCGUGCCGCACGUCAGCUACAGCGCCAGCACGGACCAGCUGAGCAGCCGCGAGACGUUCCCAUCCUUCUCUCGCAUGGUGCCCAGGGCCGUGGUGGAGCUGCUACAGGAGCUGCACUGGAACUGGGUGGCCGCCGUGGGCAGCGACGACGAGUACAGCCGGCAGGGCCUGUGCCUCUUCUCCGGCCUGGCCGACGCCAAGGGCACUUGCAUCACGCGCGAGGGCUGGGUGAAGCAGGGCAGCGUGCAGGUGGUGGGGGUUCUCCUCCCCGGCGCUGCCCGCACCCUCUUCAGCUACAGCAUCCACUACAGGCUCUCGCCCAAGAUGUGGGUGGCCAGCGAGGCCUGGCUACCCUCAAAUCUGGUCAUGACGCUGCCCGGCAUGGACCGGGUGGGCACCGCGCUCGGCGGCCCGCAUCAGGGCGCCCAGAUGCCCGAGUGCCUGUCCUAUGUGCGGACAUGCCUGGCCCUGGCCGCCGACCCCGCCUACUGUGUCUCGCUGGACACGGAGCGGCCAGGCCUGGAGGAGCACGUGGUGGGGCCGCGCUGCCCCCAGUGUGACUGCAUCACCCUGGAGAACGUGACCGAAGGGCUGCUGCACCGCCAGACCUUCGCGGCCUUCGCAGCCGUGUACGGCGUGGCCCAGGCGCUCCACGACACGCUGCUCCACGACACCUCGGGCUGCCCUGGGCGGGAGCCCGUGCGGCCCUGGCAGCUCCUGGAGAACACACACAACCUGAGCCUGCGGUUCGACAGCAACGGGAACAUGGACGUGGAUCAUGGCCUGAAGCCGUGGGCACGGCGGGACCGGACGCCCACACUGCGCACCGUGGGCACCUUCAACGGCAGCCUGCAGCGCGCACCCCAGGUGAGCUGGAACAUGCGGGGAAAGCAGGAGCCCGGGCCCCAGUGCUCGCGGCAGUGCAAGGAGGGCCAGGUGCGCCGCGUGAAGGGCUUCCACUCCUGCUGUUACGACAGCGCCGACUGCAAGGCUGGCAGCUACCAGCGCCACCCAGGUGACGCCCUCUGUGGCAAGUGUGACCAGGACCACGGGUCCCCGGACUGCAGCACCGGUGCCUCUCCCGCCAGCCCAAGUUCCUGGGGUGCUUCUGCUCUGGGCCCGGCUCUGGGCCUGGUGCUGGCAGCCUUGGGACUCUUCAUCUGGCGCCAGCGCAGCCCAUGGUUCGGGCCUCGGGGGGCCACAGGCCUGCUCUGCCUGGGCCUCGUCUGCCUUGGCGUCCUCCUGUUUCCCGGCCAGCCCAGCCCUGCCCCACCGCCCGCCCACCGGCUGCCGGAGGACACACCCUUCCUGCAGGCGGCUGAGAUCCUCGUGGGGUCAGAGCUGCUGCCGAGCUGGGCAGACCGGCUCUGCAGCCGCCUGUGGGGCGUUGGCUGGUAGGUCCCGCCAGAGGUGGCGACAGGCUGGCAAGUGCCGCCCACGGAGGGGCUGGUGCACUGCCACGUGCGCUCCUGGGUCAGCUUCGGCCUGGUGCACGCCACCAACGCCACGCUGGCUUUUCUCUGCUUCCUGGGCACCUUCCCGGUAAAGAGCCGGCCCGGGGGCUGCCACGGCGCCCGCGGCCUGACCUCUGCCACGCGCUACUUCAUCACCUGGGUCUCCUUCGUCCCCCUUGCCGACGUGCACGUGGUCUCCCAGCCCACUGUGCAGAUGGGCGCCAUCCUCUUCUGUGUGCUGGGCAUCCUGGGCACCUUCCACCUGCCUAAGUGCUACCUGCUGCUCUGGCGGCCAGACCUCAACACUCCUGAGUUCUUCCUGGGAGGGUCCUGGCGAUGCCAGAGGGCGAGGCGGCAGCGGGGGCGGGGAGGAGACUCAGGGAAAAAACAAGCAACCCCUGACCCAGUGACCUCACCCCAGUGA
Messenger RNA from Mesoplodon densirostris (Blainville's beaked whale), 2304 nucleotides. RefSeq names its product taste 1 receptor member 3 (gene TAS1R3). Gene Ontology annotation, cellular component: membrane. Lineage: Eukaryota; Metazoa; Chordata; Mammalia; Artiodactyla; Ziphiidae. Gene Ontology annotation, biological process: G protein-coupled receptor signaling pathway; sensory perception of sweet taste; sensory perception of umami taste. Gene Ontology annotation, molecular function: G protein-coupled receptor activity; sweet taste receptor activity. The record is from RefSeq and is a predicted model, not a curated record.